Trichomycterus rosablanca is the source of this 1084-nucleotide messenger RNA. RefSeq names its product ectodysplasin-A-like. NCBI's taxonomy places the organism in Eukaryota, Metazoa, Chordata, Actinopteri, Siluriformes, Trichomycteridae. The transcript has 8 exons. Gene Ontology annotation, biological process: animal organ development; immune response. The record is from RefSeq and is a predicted model, not a curated record. Gene Ontology annotation, cellular component: membrane. The coding region runs from base 1 to 1044 and encodes 347 amino acids. Gene Ontology annotation, molecular function: death receptor binding; tumor necrosis factor receptor binding; death receptor agonist activity.
AUGACUCUGGAGAGUUUGGAGGAGAAGUUCUCCUGCAUUAAACCCGAGUGCUCUCAGCUCCACUCGCCAUGUGAAGGUCAGAAGAGCUGCAGCAAGUUCUUCCUCAUCUUCUUCAUCGUGUCUCUGUCCCUGCACCUUUUCACCAUCUCCUGCUUCCUCCAUCUGCGAGCUGAGGUCAAGCUCCUCCAGAUCAUCCCCACACGAACACAACCACCGGUCAGUGUCAGUUCAGAGGAACAGAAGAGAAGAGAACAUCCACAGCAUCUCAUCUUAACGUCUGAGGAAGAAAUUCAGAUACAGAACCAUUUUACACACAGAACAGAAGAAAUCACAAGUAGUGUUUGGCGAACGAAAAGAGCAACAAAAGAAUCCAAUGGAAAUAGGAAAAAAGGGAGGAAGAGACAGGGUGCCCCUGGUCCUCCUGGACCUCCUGGGCCCACAGGACCUCAGGGGCCACCUGGUAUUCCAGGGAUUCCUGGCAUUCCUGGCAGCAACAGUUUAGGACAAGCAGGUCCACCAGGACCCCCUGGACCAAGGGGCCCACCAGGACCACAGGGGCCAGCAGGGACUGUUAAUAAAAGCAGGACACGGGAGUUCCAGCCUGCUGUGGUUCACCUGCAAGGCCAAGAAACCACAAUAAUAGUGAGAGAAGAUCUUCCAGAAGGUUUGCUGAAGAACUGGAAAAUGGUGACUGUGCACCACAAGGUGUUUAAGAUGCACUCUCGAUCCGGAGAGCUAGAGGUGCUGAUGGACGGGAUCUACUUCAUCUAUAGUCAGGUAGAAAUCUACUACCUGAACUUUACGGAUAUUGCAAGUUACGAGGUGUUGGUGGACCGUAAACCCUUUCUGCGAUGUACCUGCAGUAUUGAGACUGGACAGCGAAAGUUUAACACCUGCUACACGGCCGGCGUUAGUGUCCUGCGAGCCCAUCAGCGCAUUUCCAUCCGCAUCGUUUACGAGGACUCGCUAAUCAACAUGACCGAUCAUGCUACAUUUCUGGGCAGCGUGAGACUCGGAGACGCUCCAUCAGCCGGUCAUUCUUGAAUACAGAGAGAGAGAGAGAAAGUUUUCACCCCCUGUAUAG